AUGUAGGUGUACUUCUCUGAGGCGUCAGUGGUUGGAGCCUUUGCUCCUCUACACACACACACGUUGUCAGUUGUGGAGUCAGACUGAACAGACAGCAUCGAUGAAUUCAUCGUUCUUUCUUCAGCAGACAGACACUUGAAGCGCUGAAAGAGUUUCUGAAGAAUAUCGACCAUUUCUGACGGACUUUAGAAGCUCGUGAAUGAAGAUGUUGAGCUGGACUGAACUGAAGAUCAGAACUCAAUAAGGAUCUUCACUCACCAUCACAGACCGAGGUAAAACAGUGCAGAUGAUCAGUUCAAGACGACAGGUUGUGACUCUUUGAUCCGUACAACAAAUCCAUAAACAGACAGACAGACAGAUAGAGCCCGGCCAUCAGUGUGGACUAACUGUGGACAGAGCUGUGUGUGUGUGUGUUUCCGAGGCGGGCGACACACGCGCGGGCGGCUUGAGUCUCAGGGAUGGAGCUACAGGUUUGGACGGGAACGCGGUGGACGCGACUGCUGGUUCUGUUGGGUCUGAUGACGCUGCACUCGUCCGCUCAGGCUAAUGUGUUGGACACCAUGUUACUGACGAAUUCUGGAAAGGCGACGGUGGGCGGCACUAAAGACAGCAGCAGAAGCACAGCAGCUGUGAUUCCAGAGAGAAUGUUAUUAUGUCACUGUUACCAUCACUGUCCUGAAGACGCUACAAACAACACCUGCAGGACUGAUGGUUAUUGCUUCACUAUGGUGGAAGAGGAAGACGGCGGCGCUCCAGUGCUCACAUCUGGAUGUUUGGGUCUGAUGGGCUCCGAGUUUCAGUGCAGGGACACAGGGAACGCUCGUCUGAGGAGGAUGUUGGAAUGUUGUACGGAUCAGGAUUACUGUAACCGUGACCUUCACCCGACCCUGCCGCCUCUCAAGAGACCUGAUCUGAACAGCAGUAUUCAUCACAUUGUGCUCUUCAUCUCUGUGACUGUCUGCAGUGUCGUUCUGGCCUUCAUCAUCAUUUUCCGCUAUUACAGAUACAAGCGUCAGGAGAGUCGAGCGAGGUACAGUAUCGGUCUGGAACAGGACGAGACGUUCAUCCCCGCUGGAGAAUCUCUGAAGGAUCUGAUUGAACAGUCUCAGAGUUCAGGCAGUGGAUCAGGACUCCCUCUGCUGGUGCAGCGAACGAUUGCAAAACAGAUCCAGAUGGUGAAGCAGAUCGGUAAGGGCCGUUACGGCGAGGUGUGGAUGGGUCGCUGGCGUGGCGAGCGCGUCGCUGUGAAGGUUUUCUUCACCACUGAAGAAGCCAGCUGGUUCAGAGAGACGGAGAUCUAUCAGACUGUCCUGAUGAGACACGAGAACAUUCUGGGUUUCAUCGCUGCUGAUAUUAAAGGCACAGGCUCGUGGACGCAGCUGUAUCUGAUCACGGACUAUCAUGAGAGCGGAUCACUGUAUGACUACCUCAAAUCCACCACGCUGGACACGAAAUCUCUGCUGCGGCUUGCGUUCUCCACCGUGUCCGGUCUGUGUCACCUGCACACGGAGAUCUGCGGCACGCAGGGAAAACCGGCCAUCGCUCACCGAGACCUGAAGAGUAAAAAUAUACUGGUGAAGAAGAACGGCACCUGCUGCAUCGCUGACCUCGGACUCGCUGUCAAACUCAUCAGUGACACUAAUGAAGUGGACAUCCCGCCCAACACACGCGUCGGCACAAAACGCUACAUGCCUCCUGAAGUUCUGGACGAGAGUUUGAACCGCAGUCACUUCCAGUCGUACAUCAUGGCUGACAUGUACAGCUUCGGUCUCAUCCUGUGGGAGAUGGCGAGGAGAUGUGUGUCCUGCGGUAUCGUGGAGGAAUAUCAGCUGCCGUAUCAUGAUCUGGUGCCCACAGACCCGUCGUAUGAAGACAUGAGAGAGGUGGUGUGUAUCAAGAGACACAGACCCUCGUUCGCGAACCGCUGGAGCAGCGAUGAGUGUCUCAGGCUGAUGGGUAAACUGAUGACUGAAUGUUGGGCGCACAAUCCCACGUCUCGUCUGACUGCCCUGCGUGUGAAGAAAACACUCACUAAGAUGUCCGAGUCUCAGGACAUUAAACUGUGAUGGACAGCUGUGACACUGAAGCAGCUUUAUAAUGCUUUCUGUGAAAGCUCAAACCGGCCGGAUGCGGGACAGACGCCUUCAGAUAAACGCUGUGAUCUGACUGGCCAUCGCUCAUUUAAUAACGUACCGACACGUUUAUGGGCCACACUAUACAAAAACUUCAAAAGCAUCAUGAAGUCAUUUCUGGCUAUUUUAACCCAAACUUCAUUUACUAACAGUGUUUUUUGUCAUACAGUGUUACUCUUCAUGCUAUAUGAUGGAGAACUUUGAGUCCGUCCUUGUAAAAUAUGAAUGUACAUAUUGAAUGUUGUCAAGGAAAAAAAACAAACAUUUUCUGUUACAAUUGUACAUGAUGUCGUGCCAGUCGUUGUGCCUUAUUUAACGUACAAGUUUAAUAGUUCUAUAUAAAUGGAGUGAACAUGUAUGUUUAACAUUCCCCUUCAAUAAAGUGGAUUAAAUACGGCAUUUCUUCAUUUUCAGUAA
Messenger RNA from Myxocyprinus asiaticus (Chinese sucker), 2549 nucleotides. RefSeq names its product bone morphogenetic protein receptor type-1B-like. The record is from RefSeq and is a predicted model, not a curated record. Gene Ontology annotation, molecular function: transforming growth factor beta receptor activity, type I; ATP binding; SMAD binding. Gene Ontology annotation, cellular component: plasma membrane; signaling receptor complex. The transcript has 14 exons. Gene Ontology annotation, biological process: protein phosphorylation; dorsal/ventral pattern formation; BMP signaling pathway. NCBI's taxonomy places the organism in Eukaryota, Metazoa, Chordata, Actinopteri, Cypriniformes, Catostomidae. Bases 459 to 2066 code for a protein of 535 amino acids.